GAUAGCAGCGCUUGCGGAUGGAGGGACAUGGGCAGAGAUGAAAUUCUGGUUCGAGAGCUGCUGAAAUGGGCGCAGUUGAACACUUGCGCGGACAUGACCAAGGUCUUUGCCACUGGUUUCAGCAACGGAGGGCAGUUUACCAACUACCUGGCGUGCCAUGCCUCUGAGCUUUUUCUCGCCUUCGCGCCCAUCUCGGGCGACAAUCCUCUGGAUUUCUGUGAGCCGAAACGAUCCAUCUCCUACGUCAGCAUGUGCGGCACGGAAGACGACGAGGCUUUCUGCCAGCCAACCUUCAUGAGCUCUGCGGAAAGCUGGAGCUUUCGAAGCAAGUGCCAGAAUGCUGGCUUGCCUAGUGCGACUAAGUUCAACUUCUCAGCAACGACUUCCUGCUUCAUGUGGGAGUCGUGCGAGGCUGGGAACUUCGUGGAGGUGUGCUCCACGAGAGGCCUUGGUCAUGACGCCAGCGGGCACCUUAGGCCCGAUGACACCAGCUACCUCCGGCCUGGCAGUGAUCUUGACAUCGUGGGCUACAUAUUCCAGAAAUUCUCCUUGCUGGUGGACGGCAGUAUCCUUUUCAUGGGCCAUCCUACGCGCGAAGAAUUGGCCUAUAAGGAGUCGGCCUGGCCUCCGCCAGAACACCAUGACCACAUCUACAUCCGCAACG
This is a messenger RNA of Symbiodinium pilosum, 664 nucleotides long. NCBI's taxonomy places the organism in Eukaryota, Dinophyceae, Suessiales, Symbiodiniaceae. The record is from the annotation of a GenBank genome assembly.